Messenger RNA from Entrophospora sp. SA101, 132 nucleotides. The record is from the annotation of a GenBank genome assembly. NCBI's taxonomy places the organism in Eukaryota, Fungi, Glomeromycota, Glomeromycetes, Entrophosporales, Entrophosporaceae.
GUUGAUUCAAAAACAGGGAUGUUGAUGAAUUUAAAAGAUUUAAAAGAUUACAUGAGAAUAGCAAUAAUGGAUAAAUUAGAUCAUAAAAAUUUGGAUUUAGAUGUUCCAUAUUUUAAAAAUAUUCCAAGGUAA